This is a messenger RNA of Cylicostephanus goldi, 1029 nucleotides long. The record is from the annotation of a GenBank genome assembly. NCBI's taxonomy places the organism in Eukaryota, Metazoa, Nematoda, Chromadorea, Rhabditida, Strongylidae.
GUAUGGGUUAGAGGACGAGUACACACCAUUCGAACGAAGGGUAAAACAUGCUUUUUGGUUCUUAGGCAACGUUUCUACACUGCCCAGGUGAUGCUUUUUGUGGGAGACAAGCUUAGUAAACAGAUGUUGAAAUUUGUUUCUAAUAUUCCGAAGGUGAGACUCUCUGUCAGUGGUCAGUAUGCGUUUUACACGAUAAAUGUUAAGGAAUCGAUCAUCGACGUACAAGGGCUAGUCCAAAAGGUUGAGGAACAGAUUGAAUCGUGCACCCAGAAAGAUGCUGAACUUCAUGCUAUACAAGUGUUCGUCGUGUCGUCGGCUGAACCACGUUUGCCUCUGCAAAUCGAAGAUGCUACCCGACGUACCGAUAGUGCAGAUGGAUUGGCUGCAGUUAACCUUGACACACGACUUGAUAAUCGGUAUGGUCCCUCUUUUUUUCUCUUUUAUGCGAAAUUUGGUGGAGGUUAUCGUUCUAGAGUUCUUGAUCUGCGGACAACAACGAAUCAAGCAAUCUUUGCCAUACAAGCUGGAGUUUGUAAACUCUUCCGUGACACUUUGAGAGAGCGUGGAUUCGUCGAAAUACAUACUCCAAAAAUCAUCUCCGCUGCUAGUGAAGGUGGCGCUAAUGUUUUCGAGGUAUCUUACUUCAAAGGCUCGGCUUACCUUGCACAAUCUCCUCAGCUUUACAAGCAAAUGGCGAUUGCUGGAGAUUUUGAGAAGGUUUUCACCAUUGGUGCAGUGUUCCGCGCGGAAGACUCUAAUACUCAUCGACAUAUGACCGAGUUUGUUGGCCUGGAUCUGGAAAUGGCGUUUAACUUCCAUUACCAUGAGGUGAUCGUCAUUACUGAUCUGUCACGUGAUUAUGCGGAUGCGAUAGCUGCAGUGGGACGACAAUAUCCGGCGGAGCCUUUCCAAUUCUGUGAACCAGCUCUUGUUCUCAAAUGGCCCGAGGCCUUGAAAAUGCUGAGGGAGGAUGGUGUUGAGAUUGGAGACGAAGAGGACAUGAGCACACCUGUGGAGAAACAACUAGGA